AUGAUUUUGCACACAUUGGUUUUGUUCGUACUAGUUUGUUCAGUUGCGUCCCAGAAUUCUAAUGCCGCUAAUCCUAAUCCAGGAGAAGGACCAGCAGAUCCAAAUCCCCAGGGUAAUGCCAACGGAAAACGGUUUGAAGGUUGUUCAGAAGAUGCUAUACUCUUACUCAAACAAGAAGAGUUGAGAAGCGCGACACUUGAAGCAAAUUUAACUUCGUCAAAAGAAAUGUUACAGACAAAAGUACGAGAAUUGAAUAAUUGCGAAACGAAUCUACAAGGUACAGGAAAAUUAAAUUCUGAAUUAGCUUUAAAACUAAGAGUAUCUGAAACUGGAAUUCAAGAAAUGAACAAGACAGUCAGAUUGUGCCUCGAAUCUCAAGCCACACUGACUGAGUCUUUCAUUACUGCUGUGAGGCAUGCUUACCAAACUCUUGAAGUCAUUCAACAAAACUCAUUAGAAUUGCAGAAUAUAGCAACAGAAAAAAUAAAAAAUUUAACAACAGAUAAUCAACUUCUUCUCGAUAUUAUCGCACAUUUAAAGAAGGAAAAUACAAAACUGAGAAAUGAGUCUGAAACAGGAAGGAUAGAAAUUGAUGGCCUCGUCGGCGAAUUGGAGGAGAAAAUCAUAGAAAAUGUAAUAGCAGAGACAAAAGUAGCAGAACUGAUGCAGAAAAACAAAGUAUGCGCUGAAAAUCUCACUUCUACGAUCCAGAAUUUACACGAUGAGAUGACAUUAAAAGAGAACGCAACAUCAGAUGCAGUACAUUGUAACGAGAAAAGGGAAUCGAUGGGAAAGCAUAUAAAUUUAUUAUACAGGGAGAAAGAAAAUUUGAAUGACGAUAUUAAAAGUUUGAAAGAACAAAACAAGGAUAUUUCAUCAGUAUUAAUAACAUGUAACAAUGCAUCAAACGAGCUUGGUUCACUGAAUGCUGAUUUAGCGUUAGAAAUCGUAGAUGCAAAUAUUACAAUUGAAGCUCUCAGAGGAGAUAUCGAAAGUUUGACCGAAACGGUGGAACAUCUAAAAACAAAUCACACAUUUGAAAUUGAAAGUUUUCAUAGUGAUCGAAUCAGGACAGAAACUGAACUCCGAGAAUGUAUCAAAGCAAAUGAAGAAAUGAAUGGAAUCAUGUUGUCAACAAAUGCCGCAUUAGCGGAGUUAGAUCGAGGAAUACAAGACCUUAGGGGAGAAGCAAUGCGCUCUUCUGUUAAAUUACAAGAAUGCAAGAGAGAUUACACAAAACUUCAUGACGAAUUUGUCGAUCAAAGCAAUGCAGUGAAUAGCCUACAAAAUUCGAUAAACACUUUAUUUGAAAGUUAUAAUCAGUUGUUUACCAAUUACACAAUCUGCCAAUCUGGCAUCGCUACUCUUGAAUCCAGUAACGGAAACCUCACGGAUGCUCUUUUGAAAGUUGAAGAAAAGCUCGCUAAUCUAACGGAAAAACUAAAAGAAAUUCUGAAGGAUGAACUAAAUGGUUCACGAAACCACACCGAAAUAACAGAAAUAGUGGAAACUUUUUGCAAUAUAAGAUGCAAUGCUAUUUUGGAAUUGAAGAUCGCUGAAAUGAAUAGUACUAUCUUCACUUGUGAGAGGAAAUUAGCGGAGAGUGAUGGCAGAAACACAGGACUGACUCAAAAGUUAAACACAACAAUGCAGCGUCUAAAAACAUGCAACGAAAGUUUAUUUUUAAGUCACGGAACAAUCGAAGAUCAAGAAAAUACGAUAGAGAGACUAGGAGAUGAACUUCUUUAUCAUAUCGAAUCAUCGAAAGUCGAUAAAAAUAAACUUAAAAACCUUCAUGGUAAAUUGCAUUCUCUAAAAGAAGAAAAUCUGCAUUGGAGAGAGAAAUGCUCCAGAAAAAGAAAAAGAAUGAAUGCGAGAAUUGCUUAUGUUACGAAUUUCGCCCUUUCUUCCCCAGCUUUUAAAAACCACGAAGAGAUCGAUACUUGGGACAUGCUGGUUCAACAAGGGUCUAGUUUGCUAAAUAAAUCCAUUGUCGUGAUCAAAGACCAUUAUCCAGGGUACAUCGACAAAUUUUUGGAUUUGGAAUUUCAAAAAUUCAUCAUUGAUCUGAAAAAGGCAAUUUGUAUAUGCGAACACGGUGGAAAGUGUCGCUUUACGCCCCUGAGACAACUAUUCACAAGAGAGAUGAUAAGAAACACGAUUGAGAAGAUUUCUAAGUUGAUUGGAUAUUCGAUCACACGAGUCGAUUCAGAAUGGGUUAUUCACUUAAGUCCAACCCAAAACGGAAGAUUCCCUCUUGACCCAAUCAAAGCCACCUUUGUUGAUGACAUCUUACCAGAAAUAAGAAAAUAUGCUAUUCAUCGAAAUGAGGCCCUUUUGGAUAAAAUGAGAGAGAGGCAUUUUAAAUGCGAAUGUCCUGAUUAUGCAUCCGGUUCAGCGUGUGAAAUUGUAACACCUGGUCGACAUCGCCGAGAGUGUGAUAAUCCAGAAGAAAUUUAGAACGGGCCUGAAUUUCUAGACCUAGUUAUGAUUUGAAGCUUUACUACACUGAGUAUGGUUUUCCAACAAUGGUGAAUAUUUCAAAUUCAACAGUUAAGUCGACACUAUGGCAUUUUUUUAAACCUUUAAACAAAAAUAGUUAAGAGUACUUCUUUCGAUACUCGAAAAUAAAUGAGGCAUUGGGAUUCAAAAUGUAUUUUCGGGGGGCACUUUCGAUUUAUACAAUUGCAAUACAGAAUAUAUAUAUA
Messenger RNA from Styela clava, 2708 nucleotides. RefSeq lists its product as uncharacterized. The record is from RefSeq and is a predicted model, not a curated record. NCBI's taxonomy places the organism in Eukaryota, Metazoa, Chordata, Ascidiacea, Stolidobranchia, Styelidae.